GCUUUCGAGGAGCUCAACCUGAGGACGUUCCCUUGCAUGGACAUCAAAGAUGGGCCCCGCUAUGACCUCUUGGUUCCCGCGCGCCUGCGGGCGCUCGAGGCGGUCCUGAGGCUCCAGACGACGGUGACCUGCAAGCUCGGCUACGCGAUGCUGUGCGACGGCCGGCUUCGCGCGCUCGCGGCCGCCUCCGACCGGCUCGGCGACGGCUUCAGGCGGAACCUGACCUCGGGCUUGUCGCAGCCGCCGACCCGAACACCCUCGAGAGCAGGUGCGAUCACCUCCGGCCGUGCAUCAUUUUCGGCCAGGACUCCAACCUCGAGGCAGCUCGGAAGCAAGCGGCCCGCGCCCUCAGAGGCCAGAAAGGCCGCUGGCCGGCGCUCCCGCGCCUGUAACUUCGUGGAAGCCAUCAAGGGCAGCUGCUGUUCGAGACUUCGACUGGCCACGCGCGCAGUGGAUCUCAAGUGGGCCUCCGAAUCCAAGAUUGAUCAGUUGAUGUGCAAGUAUUUUGAUGACCUCAUGAGCGACACCCGACAUCCUGCUGAGGGGCGAUACGCGUUCUGGUGUUUCCUGACCUUCUUCCCUCGGGCCGACGUUGCCAAGUCCGCCCGGCUCGUGAUGUCCGGAGAGGCGAUGAAGGGUUGGGUUCGACGGUUCCCAGGGUCUUCUCGACAUCCUUGGCCGCUUUGCGUCUUCUUCCUCUUCAUGGUCGUUUUCCUGAAGAGCGGCCACGUGGACGCUGCGGUCGCCCUCGCCACCCAGCUGGACGCCUACCUGAGACCCUCCGAGAUCUGCGAGCUGCGCUGCUGUUCAGUGGUUCGACCGUCUGCGCUCACUUCAAGACUGGCUCGUGCAAGAUGGGCCGUGGUCAUUGGGAACUCCGACCUCGGCGAGACCACAAAGACCGGCGAGAGCGACGACACGGUCGUGCUCAAUUCGCCAAGCCGUGAGUGGAUUGGCUCUGUGCUGGACAUGUGGGCUCG
Messenger RNA from Prorocentrum cordatum, 980 nucleotides. NCBI's taxonomy places the organism in Eukaryota, Dinophyceae, Prorocentrales, Prorocentraceae. The record is from the annotation of a GenBank genome assembly.